This is a messenger RNA of Salvelinus sp. IW2-2015, 949 nucleotides long. Lineage: Eukaryota; Metazoa; Chordata; Actinopteri; Salmoniformes; Salmonidae. The record is from RefSeq and is a predicted model, not a curated record.
AUGCUGAAGGGCCUGUUUAAGGUGUUGGAGGACUCGAAGGCCGUCUUUGCAGCCAACAUGCAGGCUGAUGAUCCCUUCCCCAUGGAUGACAAAAUCAAAGAAGCCUACUCCCAUGUGGUGGAGAACACAGCGUUCUUUGGGGACGUGGCGUUGCGUUUCCCACGUAGCCACCACUACUACGACCGUAACCCUGACUGGGGCGGCCUUCUGCGAUGGGGGCGCUUCUGCAACCUCACUGGGGUGUUCACCGGGGGCGCACACCAGCAUGUUCUCUCACUGAUGUCGCAAGAGUUGGGAAUAAUAGAGAAAUCCCCGGACUUCACCAACCCAUACCGCACUGAGAGAGACAACGUGCUUCACACUGCAGAGGCUUUUCAGAAGAUCCUGAGGGAGGAGGAGAAGAGGAGGAGGAAAGAGGACAAGAGGAAAGAYAUUAGGAAGGGGCCCCGCAUCUCCCGCUCCCGUACUGAGCUAUAGUACUUUACCURAACUCUUGGAGAGAAAUGARGAGSAGAAGGAAAAUGUAGGGGGAUGUCCUAGAUUCAGUGAUGKAGAGGUUGGGUCUUGGAACCGGUGAGUUCUGUCAAAGGGAUAAAGUGGCAGCAGAGCAUUUGAGAGGGAACUAGAAGUGUUUGUGGCACAUGAACAAACUGGAGAGAAGGAAAGGAGGUUGAGCUCUCUGUGGAAUCAGACUUACUGUAUACAGAACUGUGCCUAAUCUGCAGUUAUUAUGAAACAAAGAAAAUACAGCUAGCACAUGUUGAAGAAGAUUUAAUAAGGAAAGAUCAUUUUCAUAACUAGAUUACAUAACUGUACUUUGGAAGAAACAGAAAAUACCCAAUAUGUUAUCUUUUUUGUGAAUAGAUUGAAUACAAUUUACUACCAUACAAUUGUUUUGAUGAUGGCAUUUUGUACGUAUGAGUUUACAUUCCCAUUCAUCAAGCUUUAA